Molecule: messenger RNA, 2173 nt
Organism: Triticum aestivum (bread wheat)
Lineage: Eukaryota; Viridiplantae; Streptophyta; Magnoliopsida; Poales; Poaceae
Exons: 12
Coding region: 372-2006 (544 amino acids)
Source: RefSeq, a predicted model, not a curated record
UGAUAGCAGCUCUCCGGCUGAUUUUACCGAAGCCGAAGAAGAAACAAACAAGAAACAAGGCCUUGUUACAGCCCCUGGCCACCGCGUAAUGAAAGCAUCUUCCUCGCCGUCUCCUCCAGCCGCCACAGCAUCGUCCUCUCCGUCUCCUCCAGCCGUCACACCUCCUCCCGCUGUCCCCCUCUUUCUACUGCAUCGAGCCGCCACACACCCGCCGUCGUGCCGAGCUCCAGCCGUCGCCGGGAUCCCCUCACGAAGACGGAAGAACUCCUCCUCCCGCUGCGUCCGCGAAGCGCGGAAUCGAGGAUUUGGUGGAGCGAGGGUGUUGCCGAAAGGGCCCCUAGGUCUUGCCGCCGGCCGCCCUCGCCCUCGCCAUGGACGGUCAUGGAGAUCCCCACUACGGGCGUCACCCUCAGACUCCUGCCCCUACUGACCCUCGAUACCCCCAGUCUGAGGAACAUGGUGUUCCCCUCAAAUGGGCGAGGAAGAAAGCUAAGAUGGAACGGUGGAGGAAGCGCUAUGGUCAACACAGCGAGGAGGCCGUAGCUCUCGAGCUGGAGCAGGGAGCCAGCCAGCUACAGAAGGAGGACCUCCCCGAAACCACAAUAGGUUCUCCCGUCGGCCACACCAUGGGAAGCCAUGGCCACCCUGAAACUCCUCGUGACAUUCAAUACAGCGAGGAGCAAGCUCCUAAUCCGUGGUGGUGCGUGAACCUUAAUCGAGGGGGGGCCAAAAGGGAUCAUAGGGAAGACUCUUCGGCUACUGCUGUGUCGCCCGCAGCCACGAGAGGACGUAUUCGCCAGAGCCUUCUCUAUUCAGAUCGCCCCAGGCGAUCCAAGAGACCUACAUCAGAGAAGCUACCGGUUGAGGAGCAUGCUGAUGAGGUAAGCAGCAGGGAGUUUGAAGCCCUGAAGCUUGAUCAAUCACGCCCUACACCUGAGUCAACUCACAGGCAAGCUGGAAAUGCAACCCAUGUUCGGCAAAGUGUUCUAUAUUCAGGCCGCCUCAGGCGGUCCCGUGGUGGACGAGAACAAGAACCAUCACCGAAUGAACUACUGGUUGAGAAGAAUGCUAGCAAGGUGAGUGGCGGUGAGGGACCUAUAGUUACAGAUCUACCUGAAUUAACUCAUAGGGUUGAGAAGAAUGCUGGAAAGGUGAGCGACAUUGAGGGUACUGCAGUUAAGGCUCCACCCGUUAAGGAGAAUGCCAGUGAGGUGCGCAGCAGGGAGUUUAAAGCACCGACACUCGGUCAGUCACUUCCUACAUGUAACCCAACGCAAAGGUCCAAGGAAUGGUGUGAUUAUUACGCUGCCAACGACAGUGAAACUCGCUCUGAAGUUUUUGAGGAGAUGCUCAAAGAUGUAUCAGAGCCUUGGGCACAAACAUGUCGUGAUAUACAUAAGUACUUGGAAGAACACACAUACACUUGUAUGGUGGAGGCUAUGAUUGCCGCUAAACAUGGCUUUAGUAACCCGGCCCAGCAUAAAUUGGAUGCUCAAGCAUUUUUGGAAUCAGAAGGGGCAUUUGAAGCUCCUGAAGUCCCUGAGUCCUCUCCAAGAGAGAAUAUAGCACAGGGCGAAGUGUCUACUGAGGAAAUCAUCAAGAAUGGUAAAAAGUGGAUGGGUGAGGAAGUCAUGUUGGCUUUUAAGAAGUACAAGGAAGGAAAGAGCCAAUUCAAAGACGUGGUGCAUUAUGACCUAGAUGAGCUUCAACAUCAGUGCUUCAGCAUGGAGAGCUAUGAUCAUACCUUCCAUCACUUCAACUUCACCGUUAAGAUGGAGAAAUCAGGCGGCGAUUCGUCAUCGACGCCCUUUUUUGCUGAGGUGAAAGAGAUCCAUGGAAGAAAAUAUUAUUCCUGCUACGAACUAAGUUCUUAUGAUGAUGGUCACUGCUAUGCGUGCAAAAAUCAAGGAAUGCAUGCACUGAAGCACCCUAUUUGUCUAAUGGGGUAUGACAGUGGUCAUGCUGAUAUGGAGUCCCCCUUCCUUUAUCUUAGUGAUGACGAAUAAUCUGAUCCCGAGUGGUGACAGUGUUUGCGUCGACAACGGUGUGAAGUAUGUGGUUUGUUUAUGGUUACAUCUUCUGAUCUGCAUGUAGUCUAGUAGUGCAGUUGUGAAUUAUACUGAUAUUUGACCUGUACUAAGAAAUUCUAAGGAGCGAGUUUUUGCAUUGAUGA